Molecule: messenger RNA, 2062 nt
Organism: Terrapene triunguis (Three-toed box turtle)
Lineage: Eukaryota; Metazoa; Chordata; Testudines; Emydidae
Product: NFATC2-interacting protein-like
Exons: 4
Biological process (GO): positive regulation of transcription by RNA polymerase II; cytokine production
Source: RefSeq, a predicted model, not a curated record
GGGCGGAUCUGGACGUCAAUGAGAUUGGCCCUGUCACGCCCCCCCGGCCGGAGCGGCCUCACGCCCCACGCCUCCCCCAGGGCCCCUGCACUGACUGGCCGGAGGAGGAGCCGCAGCAGCAGGGGGCAGCGAGAACGGUCCGGGACGAGUCCCCCUCUCCCCCUCCCCCACCACAGCCCACACGCAGGCAGAGGGGCCGGACCCGACGGGAGGUGGCGCGCCAGCUGCGGGGUCUCAGCACGUGGCUCUCGGCUGCCCAGCGAAGCCUGCGGGAGGAGCCGCCCGAGGACGACGUGAUCCUGGUGGAGCCGCCCCCAUCCCCUGCGCCCCGGCAGCUGCAGCUCAAAGUGCGGUGCCGGGCCGAGAUCCACCGCGUCGCCAUGGAGACGUCACAGCCCCUGCAGGCGGUGGUGGAGCACAUGGCCGGGAGGCUGCAGGUCCGGCCGGAGCAGAUCCUGCUGCUGCUGCGAGACACAGAGCUGCCCCCCGGCAGCACCCCCCAGGGCCUGGGCCUGGGCGUGGCCGACAUCAUCGGUGAGUGAGGGGCAGGGGGCUUCUCUUGGCACAGGUGCAAACUGGGGCCUCGCUGGCUGGGGCCGCACUGCGGGGCAGGGUCUGUGGGCAGAGCGGGGCAGGCGCGGACGGGCCGCGGUUGUGGGACAGGCGGCUCUCGGCUGGGGGUGUGAGCAGCAGCGCUGUAUGUGAGACACGGCGGGAGCUGUCCCACGCGCGCUGGGCAGGCCCAGCUGGAAUGCCGGGGGCAGCUCUGGGCACCGGGCGUUAGCCAAGUGGGGACAAAGGGGAGAGUCCAGAGCCGGGGUCCGAAACCCUGACCCGAGGAAGGUUAAAACCCGGGUGAGUUUAGACCCGAGCAGCCAGAGGGGUCAGCUCUAGCGAGGGCUGGUAUCGGAGCCAUGGGAAAUCCCGUCCAUGUGCCAGACCCCCUGGGGUCUCCCUCCCGCCAGGCUCGGCCACGCGGCCUCACCGCCUUGGACUGAACCUCUGGGCUCAGCCUCCUGCUUCCCCCGUGAGCUCUGCCCAGCGAGUCCCGCUGAGCCAGACCCUGGCAGAGACGUGCCCACGCUGCCGGGACGGUGCCCCUCGCCCAGCAUGGCAGGGACAGCUCCACAGCGCUGGCACGCAGUCGGGUGUGUUAGCUGGGCACGGCACAGGGAGCCCUUAGGGUAGCGCAGAGGGGUGCAGGUUACAGCCCAGUCUGUUCUGCUCAGCCCAGAGCCCCGCCAGGCUGUGGGGAGCCCCUCGGGGCAGGCUCUGUCUCGCUCACUCGCUCUCUGACUUCCUUCCUGAGUCUGUUCCCGGGUGAGAGCCCCCAGCGUCCACCUCACCCCUCCCAGCCCCUGGUUCCCCAGCCGGGGUCUGUGCCCAGCUUCCCGCUGAGAGCGUGGGGCCAGGAGUCAGGAGCGCUGCCAUCGGCUCUCUGGCCCCACUGCUGAUCUGGGGCGGUUUCAGCCAGUUCGUUAAUGACUGUUCGUUCCACCAGCCAGGGCGGUGAUGCGCAUACCCCGUGUCUUAGGCUGCCCUGAGAGCAAACUUAGUCCUCCCCUGGCACUGGGUAGCCGUGCAAAGUAUAGGGGAAACCGAGGCAGGCGUGAGACUCCUACAGAUGCUACAGAAAAUUCCCUGUUCGUCACAGGGAUCAGUUAUUCUCCGUGUUUGCUGGAGGCAGGACAGGCAGUGAUGGGCUCCGUCCACAGCCAGGGAGAUUUAGGUUGAAUAUUAGGAACCAGUGUCUAACCGUAAGGGGGGGAGCUCGGCCUGGAACAGGCUGAGGGAGGUUGGGGAGUCCCCCGCACUGGAGGUGUCUAAGAACAGGUUGGACAAACAGCUGUCAAGGCUGGCCCAGGUUUGCCUGGCCAGGGGCUGGGCGCAGUGACCCGUCGAGGUCCCUUCCUGCCCCACAUUUCUGUGUUCUGGGGGCGCCCGAUGCUGCACACGGCUUUCCAGCGGAGCUGUCCCGACAGCAUCUCUGCUGCACCCACCUGAGCCGUCCUGGGGUCCCCUUGCCUGCCCCAUGGCCGCCUCCCACUGGUGGCUCAUGGUC